This is a messenger RNA of Alosa sapidissima (American shad), 2195 nucleotides long. It is a transcript of the gene lysmd1, whose product is annotated as LysM, putative peptidoglycan-binding, domain containing 1. NCBI's taxonomy places the organism in Eukaryota, Metazoa, Chordata, Actinopteri, Clupeiformes, Clupeidae. The transcript has 4 exons. Bases 314 to 991 code for a protein of 225 amino acids. The record is from RefSeq and is a predicted model, not a curated record.
GUGACAAGUUGCAGUGUUCAGUCCCUCCUCCGAAGUGGUAUCAUCACGUGACUGGAUGUCAGACAAUGCGAGAAUAGUGUUUGGAUCUAUGUACAGUAACUUAGCAUUAGUAAUCCUAGUGAGCUCUGGUUGUAACGUCAGCUAAGCAAGUUGUUGAUAAUGGUUUGUACUUUGUUUCCUACUAGAGCUCGUUAUUAAGCCAUGUGUCAAGCUAACGAAGGCUAAUGAAAAGUAUCCUCAGUCUAGCUAGCUAGUCCUGGACUGUCUGAGUCUGAGACCUGUGGCAAGGUUGCUAUCAUAGCAAGCUUGGCUAAUGUCGUCGGACCGUCAUCCAAAUGGGGCUCGUGGCCUCCUCCGCGGACAACGGACGAGAUCUUAUGGAAGUAUAGUGAAUUCAUCCUUGUCACCUGUAGGCCUACGCCAAAAGCGAAUUGAGCAUCAAGUUCAACCUGGAGAAACCCUUCAAGGACUGGCUCUGAAGUAUGGCGUUUCUAUGGAACAAAUUAAAAGAGCUAACAGACUGUACACAAAUGAAUCUAUAUUCCUCAAGAAGUCUCUCUCCAUCCCUGUGCUGUCAGACCUUGAUAAGGGCCUGUUCAGCAAUGAAGAGGAGGCCUCUGAUGAGGAGAUAUGUCAAGGAGACAGCGCACCUAAAAAUGAGCCGGUUGAGAAUGGAACAGCACAGAAAGAUUCAGAGAAAGACUCUAGUGGUGCAGACCUUUCACCAAUGGAUUAUCUGAAACGGAUUGACAGUUUGAUCACCCAGUCAAAACAGGCGGCUGCAAAGACAUGCAGGGAAGAGAAAGCGUUUGCUUUGGAAGACCCACUUCACUCGAGCAGAGUGCUGAGGAGCCACGUCUCACCCUCUCGUGGCAGGGCAGCCUCCUCACAUGAGCGGCAACCUCAGGCCACCAUUGGGGCUGUUCCACUCACCAUCACCAGACGUACCAAGAAACUUCGGGAGAAGGAAGAUGAGAUCUUUCAACUUUGAUUGUUCUUGUGUUUCUUUGUGUUUGUCAUCAGGCAUUAAGGGCUUUUUUUAUCACAGUGAAAUCAUGUUGGUCACAAGUAGGCAUUCACUAUCAUAACACUACACUGGGAAAGGGGUAGGGGAGAUAUUGUGUAGCUCUUAGUUUAGGUUUUGUCUUGCACUUAGAGUUUAUAAGGGCCUCAAAAUAGCAAAAAACACAUGAAUGGUGUAUGUAGUUGGCAGUCUUUUAAGUUUAUAUUAGAUGCACAGAUAAACACAAUGCUAUCUAUAAGAAUGCAAAUUAGUUACUACCUCUGAUAUUAAGGUACUGGUAAAGAAAGAGUUAAUUUAUUAUUCAUUAUAUGAUCUAUUUAUCAUUUCCAAGGUGGUAACAGCACAAGACGUAGUAGCUUUUUUGUGUAGUUUACAAACAUUUUGUUGUUGUGGCAACAGAUAUUGGGUUAUCUUUUUUGUGAGUAAAGGAUAUUAAGCACAACAUUGUGUCACAUGCAGCUAUUAUUAAUGUGGUUUAAGAUUAGCCCAGCAAUGUUACUGCAACGAUCAUUGUUAGUUGGAGUAAAUUACCCUGUGUUUACUUGCUAGCAGAGUGAAAGUCUGGUAAAUCUGCUGACGUUACUGAGUUCCCACUUCUACUUCAUGUAUGGCAUUUAAAAAAAGACAAAUGACUUUUUGGCAAGCAACUACCAUUGUUAUUUAUAAAGAGCUGGUCACUUAACAUGUAUCUGUUAGAACAGUCGAAAUGCGUUCAAUUACUGGGUUUUGCUUUAUUUGUAUGUGUCUUUAUCUGUAACUUUAUAGGAUUGAUGUAGACAGAGGGCACAGCAGUAGCCAAACACACCACCUCAUUCUGUGUGUGUUGCUUGUACACUGGACAAGUUCUGUUGAGCUUAACACAGUUUUCCUCUCCAUAUUGCCCUCCUCUGCCAACACAAGCUCUAAAAGGGAUCACACACAUUAGAGAGGUGAUUGUUUAUGCCCCCUCAUGAAAUAAUGAAUGAUUUUCAAAAGUACCAUGACGUGGUGCAUUACUUCAGUAGCUUGAAGAAAUCCCUAACAUAUAUUGGCCCAGGGGGAGGUAUAAUGUGGACUUGUGGACUCACACUUGAUAUCCCUCUACUGGCAUUUUACUAUGUAAAGGCAGAGCCAAAUAUUUUGUAUUUGGGAAAAUGUGCACUGAAUAAACAGAGAGCUGUUUACUUGAAAA